CAUUUUGACAUUAUUGACGUUUAUUCCGGAUUGUAAAUAUUGCAGUCGUCAGGUCUUCACUUCUAAAUCGCGAGUUUUUGAAAUGAAUGUGAAGUUUGAUCAAGUCCGCGCCAAACAGCAGCUUCUCUAUGUCUCAAUAAGCCUGUCGACUGUGCUGGCAUGCAUGGCUUACACAGCGCACGGGCACAGUUGGGUCAAAAUUGGCAAACUCUCCGAGUCCCUUAUCAUUCCGAUCCUGCUCGUUGGAGAACUGCUGAAAAUAUUCCUCACCAAUUACUUCAACAAAAACGAUAAAGAGAUUGUUCCGCAGAAGCAGAAACGGAAAUCAUCACUCCCAUCGGCUGGCAACGUUUUCAAGGGGAUUUUCAUUCAAUCCGUGUGCACAAUGCUGUACGCCUUCACCUGCGUUAUUCUGGGAGCACCCGUCGUGGGGAGUUACGAGGAGACCUUCGUGCUGUCCAUUGUCCUUACGCUGCUAACCGUGACGCCAACUGUGCUCCUGCUAGGCGCCAGUGGUGCGCUUCAAGCGGUUUUCUGCGAAAAGUCGGAUUUACUAACAAAAACUGAGGACAUCGCUUUGGAUUUGAACAAGCAUCACGCAGCUGGCGCGAUCCUAGGGGCCUGGGCGGGCUCAAUCGUUGCCCCUUUGGACUGGGACCGGGACUGGCAAGCUUAUCCAAUCCCAAACGUCAUGGGAGCAGUGUUCGGGUACGGAAUGGCAAACAUCUACAUGUGCUCGAAGGUGUUAUUCAAGACGGGGAAAGUUUUCAUAACGAAGAAACGCUCUUAGACGUUAUUUUCCGGCACUGCACCAUCCAUUUUCCGGCAAGUGGCAAUGAUACUUCAGAACGAGUGGUUAUUUUCAGUAUUUAUUUAAUCCUAAGUUAUUUUAUUCACACAAAACAGUCAUAGAAUAAAGAUUUUUCAUUGU
Messenger RNA from Hermetia illucens (black soldier fly), 931 nucleotides. It is a transcript of the gene PIG-F, whose product is annotated as glycosylphosphatidylinositol anchor biosynthesis protein 11. The record is from RefSeq and is a predicted model, not a curated record. The transcript has a single exon. The coding region runs from base 83 to 790 and encodes 235 amino acids. Gene Ontology annotation, biological process: GPI anchor biosynthetic process. Lineage: Eukaryota; Metazoa; Arthropoda; Insecta; Diptera; Stratiomyidae. Gene Ontology annotation, cellular component: endoplasmic reticulum membrane.